Hyalella azteca is the source of this 809-nucleotide messenger RNA. Its product is annotated as procyclic form-specific polypeptide B-alpha-like. Bases 18 to 413 code for a protein of 131 amino acids. Lineage: Eukaryota; Metazoa; Arthropoda; Malacostraca; Amphipoda; Hyalellidae. The transcript is spliced from 2 exons. The record is from RefSeq and is a predicted model, not a curated record.
GUCGUCUCUUGUAUUGGAUGCACUCGCUGCUUCUUCGUAGGAGAAUACAUCGUCAGCGAAAAUUGGCCGUCAGCAUGAAUUCUUACUUGGUACUUCUUCUGUUAGCCUUCAGUGCAGCAUGCAUUGCCCUUCCAGCGCCCAAAGCCGAGCCACAGCCUGAAGCUUUUGCGCUCGCUGAAGCCUACCCCGAAGCAUACGCUGAAGCAUACCCUGAAGCGUACGCUGAAGCCUACCCUGAAGCGUACGCUGAAGCCUACCCCGAAGCAGCACCUGGACCGUCUGCUUUUGCCUACCCUGAACCCAACCCUUAUGCUUCUCCCCUAGCGUACGCUGAAGCCUUUCCUGAAGCAGCAGCUCUGCGUUCCCAAGCUUUCAGGCGCAGGCAUCGGCCAUAUCCGAGUUGCUACGAGUAAAACUUAAACAAGAGCAUCUAGGAAAUAAAACAUGGUGGCCACAGUGCUCGGUGAUUGGGGCCAUUAUGUUGGUCGUUACGGAGGUGGGAAGAGUUGAAAAGGCUGCAUUUCUAGUAGGUAGUAAAAAGCAAUAGGAUAUCGGCUCUUAAAUGUGUGAUGUCCUCAAAGGAAACGCUUCAUGCUUAAUAGGUUUUGAAGUGGUUGUUUUGAAGUGCUCAUUGUUGGUUUCUCUUAUAAAGAGACUUACCUAUAGCAAACCGUUCGUGUUUUGUACUAAGAUGACUUGUAGUAUAUGAAUAAGCCAUAUUUUUAAAGGUUCUAUUCGUGUUAUUUUGCAUUAUGCAAUGUAAUAUAAUUGAGACUUGUAAAUUUAUUUAUUAAACUUUCAUCAUAAAA